AGGUAGGAGAAACGAAGAGAAACGACUGCUCUCAGUGUUCUGUGCCGUGUGUAUAAGUAUCCCCUUCCUCCUCCUCCAACUCGAACAAUUCCUAUCUCUUUACACAACCCGGCAACUUUUACCAGCACACCGUGCUAACUCGACUAUCAACCUGAAUUCCGCCCACCUUCUCCAACAUGGCCCCGAUCCUCAACCGUAGCAACCUAGCCGCCAUCGGCUUCGCCGACGGCAACGGCGACCACAUCCGUGUCUACUACCAGGAUGUCGAGGGCUAUAUCAGGGAGACCUUCUACGACAACGGCAUCGGCUGGGCUCGGAGAGACGGUGACGUUGUCGGCAAGGGCAAGCUCGACACCGGCAUCGCCGCUACCACCUGGGCAAACGGAACGCAGAUCCGCGUCUAUUACCUCUCUGAGGACGACCACCUUGUCGAGCGCUGCUACACCGGCGGCGGCUCUGGCUGGUCCGAUGGCUCCCUAACGAGUGCGGGGUUUCGGGCAGCCCCCUACUCGCAGGUCGGCGCUGUGCCGUUCAGCCUCGACAAGCACGACGCCCGUGUCUACUACCAGGACACCGAGAACAACAUCAUCGAGGCCGUGCUCCAGCCGGCCACCGAGACCUGGGUCAAGGGCAACGCCAACCUGCCGACCGCUAUCCCCGGCACAAGCAUCUCGGCCGUGUCGUCCGACAACCGCCCGAACCGGCGCGUCUGGGUGUACUACCAGCUCGCCAACACGCAGCCUACCGAGUACCAGCUGAUGUCGAACGGCGACUGGGUGGUUGGUGGUUAUAAGCCCGCAGGCAACUUCCCCCCGGGCGCCUAUAUCUCGGCCGUCCACUGGGGCGACUACAACAUCAACGUCUUCGCCGUCGCCGACGGGAACACCCUCGUCAAAACGCCCUGGACCAAGGCCGCCGCAUGGCAGAGCACGGUGCCGGUCGAGACCGUCAUCCCUAACGCACCUAUCGCCUCAGUCAAGGUCGCCACGAUGCCGACCUGGAUCCGCGUCUACACCCAGCCGUCCGGCCAGCUCAUUAGCGAGCUGGGUUCCAAUGACGACGGUGUAUCGUUCAUUACGAUGCAAUCCUCCAUCCCUGUUGACCGUUGAUGUAGUAGCUAGUUGGCUAGUUUGGCUACCGCAGUAAAAAUGGGGCUUU
Chaetomium fimeti is the source of this 1158-nucleotide messenger RNA. RefSeq lists its product as uncharacterized. The transcript has 4 exons. NCBI's taxonomy places the organism in Eukaryota, Fungi, Ascomycota, Sordariomycetes, Sordariales, Chaetomiaceae. The coding region runs from base 177 to 1109 and encodes 310 amino acids. The record is from RefSeq and is a predicted model, not a curated record.